Messenger RNA from Epinephelus fuscoguttatus (brown-marbled grouper), 1140 nucleotides. RefSeq names its product microtubule-associated tumor suppressor 1 homolog. Lineage: Eukaryota; Metazoa; Chordata; Actinopteri; Perciformes; Serranidae. The record is from RefSeq and is a predicted model, not a curated record. Gene Ontology annotation, molecular function: dynein complex binding. Bases 127 to 1125 code for a protein of 332 amino acids. Gene Ontology annotation, biological process: actin filament organization; homologous chromosome pairing at meiosis; spindle assembly. The transcript is spliced from 12 exons. Gene Ontology annotation, cellular component: nuclear outer membrane; meiotic spindle pole; meiotic nuclear membrane microtubule tethering complex.
ACGAAGCGUAUGGGCGCACCUGGCAACGCCUCCUUCCUGCACAGCUAGGACUUCAAUUAGUUUCUUUAAUUUAGGUUGAAGUGGUUUGGAGUUACUCGCCGCACCAGGGAGGAGUAAGCCAGCAGGAUGGACGUCACAGAGGAAAAUCUGGCACAGAAGGAGAUGUGUGAGGAAAUAGCAGAGCUGAAUUUCAGCCUAAACCAGCAGAAGGACCUAAAUGCUAAGAUGAGGCAAUGGCUGGAUGUCUCAGAUGAUGAAAUGGCAAUGCUGCGCUCAGACAAUGCCUUCCUCAGGAAACAAGUGAAAGACCAGGAGAAGAUCAUCAGGGAAGCACAGCAGGUUGAAGCAGAGCCUUGCAGAGGUCUCCUGGCUGAUGACCUGGAAGCAAAGAAAUGCCUCGAAAAAAAGAUUCAGGAAUUGGAGAAGGAAUCCAGCUCUUUGAAGGAGCAGAAUAAGCAGCUAACUGCAGAGCUCAAGAGCCUUCAGCAGGAGAGAGACCGAGACAAGAUCACCUUGAGAAAGUCCAAGGCUACACUUCAAGCCCUCGAGUGGGAAAUGGCAGAGGCUGAGUUAGGGCUGCAGGUUAGGGAUGAGGUUAUUCAUCAGAGAGACUUGCAGUUAAAAUACGCAAAGGAAACAGUAGAAGAGUGCUCCAACAUCAUAGAGGAUCUCAGGCUGACCAACCAGGCGCUGAAAGAGCAGUUGGAGGACAGACUGGAUGAGGCUUCACUUGCUACUGAGAAUGACCUGAUGGGAGGAAAGGAAGGACCACUUAGUCCCCCUCUGUCCUUUGCACUGGAGAUGAAGCUGCUGGCCUCGUCAGCUGAAGUGAAAACCAGCAUGUCAGACUCCACAGAUCUCAGAAAUGAGGAGACUGAGAAGCUGCGGAAACCUCAAAGUCUCACAGUAGAACGUCAGAACAGAAGGUGUGCAGGUAUCUUGGAAACAGCCCUCCAGACAGCAGAAGUAUUUCUGCUGUCUGUCAUCGCUCUCACAGUUUUAGCCUUCGUAGCUUCAGGAAGCUGUUCAGGAAACUUUUUUCCCAUCAACAAGUUGUGGAGUGGUGCGCGCUUGAUGUUACAGCCCUACUGCAGUGUGCAUUAUGGAGCCUUACCUCCUGUUUGAUCUGAACGCUCUUAU